CCAAAAGGUUUCACUGAAGUGACGGAAAGUGCGGGAAGUUCAUAAGUUUGUCUCUUUUCAAUGACUGAUAGACGUUUCAUUUUUUUUAACGCGACGCACGACUGACAAUCCGCGCAGGUAAUCUCUUGUCUACAAACUUUCUAGAAACAAACAGCUGAAGUAAGAGUGGACACUGAACUUUUGGAUGUUUUGAGUGAAUCUAGAACGUGAUACGGAGAAAAGCUGGGAGAACUCUGGCCAAGUCCGCGCCCUAGUACCGUGAAGUGAGGGGCACAAUGCACGCGCGCUACCCCGCGUCUAGCCCUAGUUCUCUGGGCGUUGUUCCCUACAUCGCGGGCGAUCAGGGGUACUACCGGGCUGCCAACGGCGCUGGCUAUACGGGCAUCCCGGCACCAAUGAGCAUGUACUCUCACGCAGCGCACGAGCAGUACCCCGGAGGCAUGGCUCGCGCCUAUGGCCCAUAUGCGACCACUCAGCAACCCAAGGAGAUGGUCAAGCCACCAUACAGCUACAUCGCACUGAUAACAAUGGCCAUCCAAAAUUCUGCGGAUAAAAGAGUCACGCUGAACGGGAUCUACCAAUUCAUCAUGGAGCGCUUCCCGUUUUAUCGGGAGAACAAGCAAGGCUGGCAGAACAGCAUUCGGCACAAUUUGUCGCUCAAUGAGUGCUUCGUCAAGGUGCCCCGCGACGACAAGAAGCCGGGGAAAGGCAGCUACUGGACUCUCGACCCAGAUUCUUACAACAUGUUCGAAAACGGCAGCUUUCUGCGCCGGCGGCGCCGCUUCAAGAAGAAGGACGCAAUAAAAGAGAGAGAGGAGCGCGAAAUACAAGGCAAGGAGGCCCGGGCCCAGGCUCGUGAAGCUCAGCAGCCGGUCAAACUCCGGGAUAUAAAGAUGGAGAAUGGAGCUUGCACACCUCCGCGCUCUGGCACCCCAGCCCUUGGUUCCGUGACUAAAACGGAGAGCCCGGACAGCAGCAGCGUGGCCGUGUGCGACGGGAGCCCACAGACGCAAACGACACAACAGGCCUUUAGCAUGGAUAACAUAAUCGCAGGGCUACGCGGGUCACCGCCGCAGGCUGCCGAGUUACCCGCCUCGCGUGCUGCUUUACCGAGCUCCGUGCCUCUUGCUUACUCGCCCCCCACACAACCGGCGCACUAUAGUCCUCCCUGUGGCCAGCCGGCCGUCUACCAGUGCGACAUGUAUGCUGGUGACCGCGGGCACGGGAAUGAAGCUUUACCGGAUUACACGAGCGCAACAAGCGCAGCCGCGUCCUCUCACGCGACCCUGAGUUCGAGCCAAGAGAACCCGCACGUGCAACAGAGUCGACUCGCACCGUGGUACCUCAAUCAGAGCGCAGAAGUGGCGCAACUAGGCGCAAGCUUUGGAGCACAACAACCAAGCUUUCACGCGGCGUUCGAGGCACAGCGGCUCGCGCUCAACUCCUCACCGGCGGCCGGAAGCGACGGAGGCUGUCAGACACCUUUCUCCUCCAGCCAGCCACUGUACCGGGCCUCGGGAACUUUCGUCUACGACUGUAGCAAGUUCUGACCAAAAUCAUAUGAGCCAAAAUGCACAUUUAAAUUGGCCCACAGACUUGCAUUUUUAUUCCAGUUUAAAUAAUUUAAUGCAAAGCUUUGAGCCAAAGAGCGGUGAGUAGGGAAGGCUAAAGCAACUCCGGACUGAAAGGCCUGAAAAGGCGUGUAAGAUUUCGAUUUUCCGGACAUGCCUUUUGUAAGACUUUAUAUCACUAGAUUAAUUUAUUUCAUUAAGAAUUAGAUGAACCAACUUUCAACCAAAUGUUAAUCUUAUUUAUAUGAUACAAAACGGAACCUAACUGUGUACAAAAUCUGCGAUUUUUUUAAAAAAUACUCGAAAUAUAUUAUUUGUUAAAUAAAUU
This is a messenger RNA of Hemibagrus wyckioides, 1899 nucleotides long. RefSeq names its product forkhead box C1b (gene foxc1b). The record is from RefSeq and is a predicted model, not a curated record. The coding region runs from base 276 to 1550 and encodes 424 amino acids. The transcript has a single exon. NCBI's taxonomy places the organism in Eukaryota, Metazoa, Chordata, Actinopteri, Siluriformes, Bagridae. Gene Ontology annotation, biological process: anatomical structure morphogenesis; regulation of transcription by RNA polymerase II; cell differentiation. Gene Ontology annotation, molecular function: DNA-binding transcription factor activity, RNA polymerase II-specific; RNA polymerase II cis-regulatory region sequence-specific DNA binding.